Messenger RNA from Caenorhabditis bovis, 267 nucleotides. NCBI's taxonomy places the organism in Eukaryota, Metazoa, Nematoda, Chromadorea, Rhabditida, Rhabditidae. The record is from the annotation of a GenBank genome assembly.
AUGGAUGGACUUUCCUCAGAUUCAAUCGAGAUUUUUCGUAAACUUCGAAACGCAGUAUUUUCGGAAACAAUAUUUUAUCUUACGAAAAUCAAAAACGAUCCGGAGCCUUGCUUGCGUCUCGGAAAAUUGAUUUUAAUGUUAUCACAUUUGCAUAAAGCCUUUGUGAAAUAUCAACAAGAGUUGGAACUCUGCGGUUUUCUGGAAUUAUUCGAAAGCGAAUUGGACGGAGAAAUGUACACAGUACUUCACGAGGCUCUUUCAUUGUAA